This is a messenger RNA of Gopherus evgoodei (Goodes thornscrub tortoise), 2819 nucleotides long. It is a transcript of the gene CTSB, whose product is annotated as cathepsin B. The transcript is spliced from 10 exons. Gene Ontology annotation, molecular function: cysteine-type endopeptidase activity. Gene Ontology annotation, cellular component: lysosome. Gene Ontology annotation, biological process: regulation of catalytic activity. The record is from RefSeq and is a predicted model, not a curated record. NCBI's taxonomy places the organism in Eukaryota, Metazoa, Chordata, Testudines, Testudinidae. The coding region runs from base 131 to 1153 and encodes 340 amino acids.
UGGGGUGAGUCAGCGCCGGGCGGGGGCCGCCUGCAGAUAAGGAGGGAGGCGCCGCGAGGCUGCGGCGAUUGUGGGCAGGGGCCGGAGAGCGAGAGGUUCCUCCGGUGACGAGUACUGCUUUGUGGCCAAGAUGUGGCAGUCUGUGUCUGCCCUGUGUGUCCUGGUGACUCUCGUGAGUGCCCGCAGCGUCCCCUACUUUGCUCCCCUCUCGCACGAUUUGGUCAACUACAUCAACAAACUCAACACUACAUGGCAGGCUGGGCACAAUUUCCACAAUACUGACAUGAGUUAUGUGAAGAAACUGUGUGGCACGUUCCUGCAUGGGCCCAAACUGCCAGUGAGGGCAGAGUUUGCUGGAGAUGUGAACUUGCCGGACAGCUUUGACUCCCGGGCACAGUGGCCAAAUUGUCCAACCAUUAACGAGAUCAGAGACCAGGGCUCCUGUGGCUCUUGUUGGGCAUUUGGUGCGGUGGAGGCCAUUUCGGACAGAGUCUGCGUGCACACCAACGGGAAGAUAAACGUGGAAAUCUCAGCAGAAGAUCUGCUGUCUUGUUGUGGCUUCAAGUGUGGGAUGGGGUGUAAUGGUGGCUAUCCUUCUGGAGCGUGGGCAUACUGGACUGAGGAAGGCCUGGUAUCUGGCGGACUCUAUGACUCCCACGUGGGCUGCAGACCAUACUCCAUCCCUCCAUGUGAGCACCACGUCAAUGGGUCUCGACCCUCGUGCACUGGGGAGCAAGGGGACACCCCAAGGUGCGACAGACACUGUGAAGCAGGCUACUCACCUUCAUAUGAGAGUGACAAACACUUUGGAGCUACGUCUUACAAUGUCCCUCCCAGCGAGAAGGAGAUAAUGGCUGAGAUCUACAAGAAUGGCCCAGUAGAGGGAGCAUUUGCUGUGUACGAGGACUUCCUCAUGUACAAGUCUGGUGUUUACCAGCAUGUCUCCGGAGGAGAGGUUGGUGGCCAUGCUAUCAGAAUCCUUGGUUGGGGCGUAGAAAAUGGCACCCCCUACUGGCUGGCUGCAAACUCCUGGAACACUGACUGGGGUGACAAUGGUUUCUUUAAAAUCCUCCGAGGGCAGGACCACUGCGGAAUCGAAUCAGAGAUAGUGGCUGGCAUCCCCAAAACAGAAUUGUACUGGAAGAGGAUCUAACCCCCUGGCUUGGGUGCAACUGAAGACAUCAAACUACAGAUAAUCAUGCCUCUGAUUCUUAUAUCCAGGAGCAGGCUGGGCACAGAGCCUGCACUCAUGAGACUAUGGUUGAAGCUACUUAUUAAAACCUUUUUAUCUUGUUUAGUUGUGUGUUGGGGAUGAAGGAGGUGGUUUCUGUAUCCAUGCGCUAGCUGCCUUUUCUACUGGAGCUCUCUGCUCCCCAGCCAGUUUGUGUGGCUUCGCUACACACAAGCAUUCCCUUCUCAAAGGACUGAGCUAGAAGUGACAGCUCAUCACUCACCACAAUAUUGGGAUGACUGAGAAACUCUGGUUUUUACCAGCCUUGUUCAGUGAACCCUCUUGUCCGAGCUUGGGUGAAGCAAUCACUUCAUUUUGGAAACACACCAGGAUAGGCCAAAGUACCUGGAUGGUCUGGGAGGCAGGACUGGAUGACCUAGGGGGUCUCUUCCAUCUCUAAGACAAUGCAUGCAGCUGCAGCCUUGCUGGCUGCUGUCCCCAAGUUUGACUUCUGCACUGCUGUGUGCCCAGAGACCUAGCUGCUCAGAAGUGGGUAUGUGCCAACCCUUGUCUAUGUUGUAAACAUUGCACAUGCACUUCUGAAAACAUAUGCCUAGGUUUAUUUGCUAACCUUGUUUCCUGAGUAGGGGGAGCCUAUUAAUGACACAAUACUGAUGGGCUGGCUCUGGAUGGAGUAGAAUAAGGCUCUCCUACAACUAAGCUGUUCAUAAUAUCUUCCUCUGCUUAGUGUUUUUUUUUUAAAUAAACCACUUGGCUCCUCAACCAGUUAUCACCCCCCAGACCUGUAAUAUGAUCAACUAGCCUGUUUAUACUGGCACAUGGAUGCUAAGAACAUCUAACUGAACUAAAGCAACUGUGGUGUUCAAAUGAAGGUCAAUGUGGGGCUUGCGGAUAAAAUUAAUUGGGCAGGGUUGCUGCCUCUCUUCUUCUGGCAGAUGCUUAUCUCAAAGUGUGGUUCAGCAGAUUGGUUGAAAGCAGCCUUUGGGCAGUAGGCUGACUCUGCAAUGGCAAUUCUGUCCUAUAGUGCUUUAGUGACUGCAAAUUUGAAUUCAGGCUGGGUAGGAGAAGAGGGUUCUGUAUGAUUCUCAAGGCUUGUCUGUAUGAUGGGGAAUGCACACUCCAGGGGUGAGGCUUCUAAAGUGCACUAACCUAGAAAUGGAACUAGGUUGAGCAGGCACCAGCAGGGUCUACCUGGACAAAUCAAUGCAUGUUAGAAUGCUUUAAGAGUCACCUGCCUGUGGUGCUAAUGGCCUGUGUAGUCAAGCCGUAACUUCAACUCACUUGUAGCUUGUGCAACUAGUAAUCUAGCUAACAUUUUUAGCUGAGGAGGGGGAAGGGGCUGGAAUUGGAUGGAUGAAGAAUGGUGUGUGCAUGGGAGGUGGUGGCACUAAUUUAGUUAACUGCUGCUAGUGUAACAAGCUGGAAGAGCCUGGUGGUUAAAGCAGAGGGCAGGUUUUGCUUACUGGAGAGAUUCCCUGCUCCUGCAGUGAGUAACACCUGGGGAGUAGACUUGCAUUUUGUGUUUAAAGAUGGACUCUAACUUCUGUUGCAAUCACUUAUCCACUAGUAACAUGGCUUCAGUGUAGCUGAAUGGAACAAUUGUGCCAAUAAAAGAUUUCUCCAAGCU